Messenger RNA from Anthostomella pinea, 1443 nucleotides. The record is from the annotation of a GenBank genome assembly. Lineage: Eukaryota; Fungi; Ascomycota; Sordariomycetes; Xylariales; Xylariaceae.
AUGGGAAAGCCACAGCGCACGCCAGCAGCGAAGUUCGACGAAAUUCCCGGGGAGUUACCCCAUGGGACGAGGACCUGGCUGGAGGGCUUUGAUGGCUGUGGGCACCCUGACGUUGCCGUAACAGCAGCAACAUCGAAUGGAGGCGAGAACUUAAACGACGACUACGAUGCCAUCGUGGUGGGUGGCGGCCAAGCAGGCCUUUUUACCACCGGUCGUUUGAAGGCUCUCGGCGUCAGAUAUGUCUUGCUCGAAAGACGCCCAGAGAUCGGCCACGUAUGGGCGACACGCUACGAGUCUCUACGCUGGCACACAUCGAAGCACUAUGGCGCUCUACCCUUCGGUCACACGUAUCCGGAAGAAGACGAUUACAUGCUGCCAGCUAAGCGUAUCGGAGCAGGCCACAAAGCUUGGGUAGAGAAGCAUGGCAUCAACGUGCGGACGAGUACUUCAGUUGACUCAGCGACCUGGGACGAAGCGACGAGUACGUGGACAGUCGUUGCGUCGUCCCCGGACGGACAGCACACUAUGACAGCCAAGAACCUAGUUCUCGCCAUCGGUCCAGGCCACUUGACUCCAAGCAGACCAGAUUGGGCUGUGCCUGACAAGGUAGCAGCAAGCGGCUUCAAAGGCACAGUGCUUCAUGGAUCGGAAUAUAAAUCCAGCCUCGCCUGGUCUGGGCAACGUGGUGUCGUUGUUGGAACAGCAAACACUGGCCACGAUGUGGCAGAGGACAUGGCCAACGCUGGCAUGCAGACCACGAUGGUACAACGAGGAGCCACCUUCGUGUUUCCCGCGGAAUGGCUACACAGCUCCGAAGACGUCAUGUACAACGCAACAAUUGAUCCUACUCAAGCAGACCGAGAAGCUUUCACUUACGCGAACAAGAUCAUGCGAGAGAUCAUCAACCGUGGUGUAUGGAAGGGCAUUGCAGGCAGCCCCGAAAGAUUCGACGACCUCGAGAAAGCUGGCUUCAAGGUCGAGCGGUAUGGCGACAUCUACAACAAUCUCUACGUGCGGUUCGGGGGUCACUAUGUUGACAUUGGUGCCUCUGCGAGGAUCGCCAAGGGCGAGAUCAAGGUAAAGGCCCAGAGUGUCAAGGCUCUGACGAAGGAUGGACUGCUCUUUGACGACGGGAGUGAGGUACCUGCGGACUUGCUAGUGCUUGCUACAGGCUUUGAUCACGACUUCCGGAACGAUGCUGCAAAUGUUGUAGGUGUGGACGUCGCCAAUCAAAUGGAUGACUUCUGGGGCGUUGAUCGGGAAGGUGAGAUCAUUGGGCAUGCUAAGCUGGCUGGCCUUGAGUACUUCCAAGUUGUAAAUCAAACAGUUGCGUUCAUGGACCUCAGGCUGCCCGUUUGCAGACCCACACUUGUACUAUCACGGCGGCGACAUACGCAUGGCACGUUUCUUUUCGAGAUUUAUUGCAUUGCAGAUACAGGCUGA